AUUCAAUUUUAUCGAACGACCGGACGAACCGGACCGAUGUGGAUACUUUUAGGGCAAACAAUAUUCUAGCUUCAGUAGUUUUUACGUCCAAAAAUGCUCCCGUUCUUCCCAUCGCUGAGGCCAGCCGUGGCCAACAGUUUGUGGUUUGCGGUGGACGAAUGCUGCGACGAGGAUGCCGAAGUGAACGCAAUGGAGACCGAAAACCAGGAAUGGAUAAAUCGCAUCCAACAAAUAGGCGCGGAUCUGGUUCCGAUCGGGAAGCACGUAAAUGAACAUACCGACAAUAUGGACUCGGAAGAUGAAGAUGCAAACGACGAAAGCGACGAUUCGGACAACUCGGAUGAGGAAGAUGAAGACAUGGACGACAUCAAUGCGGCCCGCGCCAACGAUCGCAUCGUAAUGGAAACGGCUUACGGCAACACGGAUGAUGAAAUACAACCCAACGAUCUUUGAGCGUAAGCCUCUGUGAAGGCGGAUUAUGGAUUUUCUUUCGUUGUGAUAAAGUCGUUCCCUCACAGCUUGUACACUUUUUUAUAUCUCACUUUAUUUAAUAUGUAACUUGAAAAAACUAAAAAUACAUUUACGUUUCCGUAACUAAAAGGAUUCUACGAUUCCUUCCUUCCCUACCGCGUGAGAGAAUUUCAAACCUAGAAAUUACACAUUUCUUCCGUCCUGAACUGCCUAACUCGGUUAUUUUGUUCUUUCCGCGAAAAAACGCAUCUGUCCCUAUAGGCCUUCUCAGAGGGGUACGAAUUCAAUAUUUCUGACGCCCUUCUUUGAGCCCUGCUUUCCUGCUGUGACUGACUGAUACAGAUACUGGAUGUUCAAAGUAGGGAGUGUUUGGGUGUGUUCUACAUACAAUAAUGUAUUACGACCUUAUGAGCUACUAAAUGUGUUUGCGUGUCUAUG
Aedes aegypti (yellow fever mosquito) is the source of this 909-nucleotide messenger RNA. Its product is annotated as anaphase-promoting complex subunit 15. Lineage: Eukaryota; Metazoa; Arthropoda; Insecta; Diptera; Culicidae. The coding region runs from base 94 to 453 and encodes 119 amino acids. The record is from RefSeq and is a predicted model, not a curated record. The transcript is spliced from 3 exons. Gene Ontology annotation, biological process: regulation of mitotic cell cycle spindle assembly checkpoint. Gene Ontology annotation, cellular component: anaphase-promoting complex.